Messenger RNA from Pyrenophora tritici-repentis Pt-1C-BFP, 1713 nucleotides. RefSeq names its product UbiA domain containing protein. The record is from RefSeq and is a predicted model, not a curated record. NCBI's taxonomy places the organism in Eukaryota, Fungi, Ascomycota, Dothideomycetes, Pleosporales, Pleosporaceae. Gene Ontology annotation, biological process: heme A biosynthetic process. Gene Ontology annotation, cellular component: mitochondrion; membrane. Gene Ontology annotation, molecular function: protoheme IX farnesyltransferase activity.
AUGAGCUUCCGACCAAUACUGCCACGGCCAAUUGCAGUGCGGGAAGCGAAUUCACUAUGUCUGCAAUGUUGGAGGAGGCUCGCCAAAGCGCCGCUACAAUCGCGACAGACAUUUUCGUCCAUUUCGUCGCAUAGAGAAGGCGCUGUAGCCUCUAGGGGACGCCCGUAUACAGUCGGCAAAGAUUAUUUCCGGGCGAACCCGAUAUUGAAAGAGACAUUUUGGACGUCGAGGCAAGAACUGCAGAGUUCGAUUGUAUCCAUUCGGAGCGGGAAUGGCCAGCUAGGAGCGAAAGAGCAUGCCACGGCUACAGCAGAUGAAGUGCUACCACACAGGCGGCGGAAGAAGGCAAAGGAGGAUGCAGCAGCAGUAGAGAACACUGAAGCGGCAUAUCCUAUUCCACACGAUGCAUCCUCCAAACUCGCACACAUAUCCUCGAGCCUACCGCAGCAGUCGCUCAAGCGCAUAUUGACUACAUACCUUUCGCUAUCGAAACCCCGCCUGUCCUUCCUCGUCGUCCUCACAGCCACGGCUGCGUACUCGCUAUAUCCCGUUCCUGGCCUGCUUGCGCCUGCAGCAACAGCCACGCCCUCCCUUUCGACCCUCACACUAUUCUUCCUCACAUCUGGUACGGCGCUAUGCUCGGCCUCGGCGAAUGCCUUCAACAUGAUCAUGGAGCCUGCCCACGACGCCAAAAUGAGCAGGACGCGUAACCGACCACUUGUGCGAAAGCUGAUCAGCCCUCGAGGCGCCAUCAUCUUUGCCAUCGCAUGUGGACUUGUUGGAACAGGCGCCCUCUACUACGGCGUGAACCCCACCACUGCUUUUCUCGGCGCAGCGAACAUCUUCCUCUAUGCUGGCAUCUACACGCCCAUGAAGCGCAUGCAUGUACUGAACACCUGGGUCGGUGCGAUAGUAGGAGGCAUUCCACCAUUGAUGGGCUGGACGGCUGCGGCAAAUCAAUAUGCGUACCACGGUACAUGGGAUGAGCUGCUGUUCGGCGAGGGCUCCGCUGGCGGAUGGCUGUGCGCUGCGCUUCUCUACGCCUGGCAAUUCCCCCACUUCAACGCGCUCAGCUGGGCUAUACGCGACGAGUACAAGAACGCUGGCUAUCGCAUGUUAGCAUGGGUGAACCCCGCCAUGAACGGCCGCGUCGCAUUACGAUAUUCGAUACUAAUGUUUCCUAUCUGCAUCGGACUAUCCUACUGCGGCGUCACAGACUGGAGCUACGUAAUCACGAGCAGUGCAGUCAAUGGCUGGAUGACGCUCAAAGCUUGGCAGUUCUGGAAGGCCGGGGGGCACAAGGGAACAGCGAGAGGUUUGUUCUGGGCCAGUAUCUGGCACCUUCCCAUUGUCAUGGUUCUGGCCAUGGCUCAAAAGAAGGGACUUGGAGAGCGCAUCUACCGGAGUUUAUUCGGAUAUGCCGACAUUGAUGAAGAAGACCUCUAUUAUGAGGUCGGUAAACUCGAGGAAGAAGAGCAGAAACACUUGGCCCUCGUCCAAGGUAGACGAGACACAUAAGAUCCACAUGUUCUGAGCCCACAUUGCGUGCCUGAAUUAUUGCGGCAUUACCGACGAUCGCUCGAUCAACAGGUACAUGUUUCUAUGCCCCACUGUAUCAUGUAUCAUCACGUCCUACUUAGGCAGUUGGACUCGGGUGUAACGGAUAUAAGCUUCGUGGUCGAUAGUAAUUCAUAGCGUCGUCCCGGGUUUCCC